Molecule: messenger RNA, 1188 nt
Organism: Rotaria sordida
Lineage: Eukaryota; Metazoa; Rotifera; Eurotatoria; Philodinida; Philodinidae
Source: the annotation of a GenBank genome assembly
AUGUCAACAACUAUUUCAACAAUAUCAUCCAUAUUAUCAACACCACCUGUCAAUUAUGAUACACCAUCAAGUAUAUUUGAUAAUGAGACAAUAUGUGCAGAUAAAUUAAUUAAUGAAUUACUUGAAGGUCUAUCUGGUCGAAUUAUAUGGGGUAUUAUACAAAUUAUUCUUAUGCUAUUGGGUAAUAUCGGAAAUAUUCUUACAUUAGUAGUUCUUAAUCAUCGUUUGAUGCGUAGAGGUGGUGUUAAUAAUCUUUUACAAGGUCUUGCUAUAAGUGAUAUAGUUGCUCCAACUCUUGCAUGUAUUCCACAUAUUAUUUAUUAUUAUGGUUCUUCAACAAAUGAUAAUUUAAUAAAUUUUAUUAAUUUAUAUCUUAUGCCUAUAGCAACUGGUGCAACAUUUUGUUCAAAUUGGAUUGUUGUAACAAUAACAAGUUUUCGUUUAAUGAUUGUUGUUAAACCACUUUAUUCACAAGUUUACUGUUCAAAUCGUAAUGAAAAAAAAGCUUUAAUUAUUAUAUCACUAUUUAGUAUCCUAUCUAUAGUACCUUAUUAUUAUUAUCGUUCUCAUACAAAUGCACAAAAUGUUUUAAAACUUAUAUCAGCUAUAUUAUCAAUAUUGGGACCAUGGCUUAUAUGUGUUAUUCUUUGGAUAUUACUUAUACGAAUUGUUAGUAGUAAAAUUGGUUUAAAAAGAUCAAAACAAUUUAUAUUACAUUCAGAAAUUGUAACUCAACGUUUAAAAUCAAAAUCUAAAAUAACUAAAAUGGUAUUAAUUAUAUGUUUUUUUAAUAUAAUAUGUCAAUUACCAGUUUUAAUUUUAACUAUUCUUGGUCUUAUUAAUGGUAAUCCAUGUGGAGAUAUUUCAGCAAUAAUUUUUGUUGGUUUACUUUUUUUAUCUAACUUAUUAUUAAUUGUUAAUCAUUCCAUAAAUAUUUUUAUUUAUUCAUUAACAAAUCGUAAAUUUCGUUAUACAUUAAAAAUCAUGUGUCGUCACUGUUGUCGUUUUUAUAAUCAUCAAAUAAGACAACAAAAAAUGGCAAUGAUAAUGAAUUGUGAUGAACAACGAAAAGCACCUGAUCAACAAAAACGUAAUGAUGAUACAUGUUCAAGUUUAAAAACUCAUCGUAAUACACAUUUAUUAAUAGCAAUAAGUUUAAAAAAUAAGUCAAAACAGAAAUCAAUAUAA